Molecule: messenger RNA, 1314 nt
Organism: Clarias gariepinus (North African catfish)
Lineage: Eukaryota; Metazoa; Chordata; Actinopteri; Siluriformes; Clariidae
Gene: cdk7
Product: cyclin-dependent kinase 7
Exons: 12
Coding region: 66-1103 (345 amino acids)
Biological process (GO): positive regulation of transcription by RNA polymerase II; protein phosphorylation
Cellular component (GO): nucleus; transcription factor TFIIH holo complex; cytoplasm
Molecular function (GO): ATP binding; cyclin-dependent protein serine/threonine kinase activity; RNA polymerase II CTD heptapeptide repeat kinase activity
Source: RefSeq, a predicted model, not a curated record
UACUUGGGGGACUUUAACUCAGCAGCAGGUCCGCGUCCAACAAAGAGCCGUUUGAAACCGAAAACAUGGCUUUGGAUGUCAAGUCCAGAGCUAAACGAUAUGAAAAACUAAACUUUCUCGGAGAGGGUCAGUUCGCUACAGUUUACAAGGCAAGAGACAAAACUACAAAUACCAUUGUUGCAAUUAAAAAGAUUAAAGUCGGACACAGAACAGAGGCAAAAGAUGGAAUCAACAGAACAGCCCUCAGAGAAAUCAAGCUGCUGCAGGAGUUGAGUCAUCCAAAUAUUAUUGGACUCCUCGAUGCCUUCGGACACAAAUCCAACAUUAGCCUCGUGUUUGACUACAUGGAGACUGACCUAGAGGUCAUCAUAAAAGACACAAGUCUUGUAUUGACACCAGCCAAUAUUAAAGCCUACAUCCUGAUGACACUUCAGGGUCUGGAGUACUUACACCAUCACUGGAUCCUGCACAGGGAUUUGAAGCCAAAUAAUUUGCUGCUCGAUGAAUUUGGGGUACUGAAACUUGCUGAUUUUGGAUUGGCCAAAGCCUUUGGAAGUCCUAACAGAGUUUAUACACAUCAAGUAGUAACCAGGUGGUACCGUUCUCCAGAGCUGCUCUUCGGGGCCAGGAUGUAUGGGGUGGGAGUGGACAUGUGGGCAGUAGGUUGCAUCUUAGCUGAACUCCUACUCCGAGUCCCCUUUCUGGCUGGAGAUUCUGACCUGGAUCAGCUAACAAAGAUAUUUGAAACUCUGGGAACUCCAACCGAAGAAACAUGGCCUGGGAUGACUAGUCUUCCAGAUUACGUCUCGUUUAAACUGUUUCCUGGCACACCAUUGGAGCACAUUUUUAGCGCAGCGAGCGAUGACCUUUUGGAGCUCCUGAAGGGCAUGUUUACCUUUAACCCCUGCACCCGCCUCACAGCCACAAAGGCAUUGAAGAUGCCAUAUUUUAGCCAAAAACCAGCUCCCACCCCAGGCCCUCAGCUUCCCCGACCAAACUGUUCAGCAGAAGCUCUUAAAGAAAAAGAAAAUCUCACGAUCGGGAUUAAAAGAAAACGAGAUGCUAUUGAACAAGGAACCCUGAAGAAAAAGUUGGUGUUUUAGGUGAUGUGGUUUGGAGACUCUUGCCUGUUUUUGAGCCAUGUCACCUCUAGUGCUGCUACAGAUAACCCCCUUAUAAAUAAUGAAUUGGUCAACCUUUCAUAUAAGAGCUAAUUGUGACUGCUGGAACGGGCAUAUUUAUGUUGAUUAGAUUGAUCAUAUUUUUUGUUAUUUUUAUACACAUGGUAUGUAAUUAAAUUAUGGUGGUAACGUG